AUGUCGAUCAUAAUUGGCGCCCUCGGCUCUAUAAUCGGCUACCUCGGCGCCGAAGCAGCGACAGAAUCCUUCUUCGAACGCCUGCUCUGGCCUGAGCGCUUCUACAACGACACUCAUCCAUAUGUCUUGUUCAUACUCUCGAUUUGCUUGCCCAUGGCGGGCCCCCUCCACGGAGCGGCUCUCGAGUCCCUUGACACGUUCCGCAAGAAUGGGCUAUAUCUUGGCAUGCGACGAGGCAACAUGCUUGGAACUACUUUUUUCCACGACACGGAGACUAAAUACUAUCAGCUGAAGGGACCGAAUACAAAUGAAAAAGGAGAUGCGAAGGAAUCGAGAAAUGGUUUUUGGGUACAGGUUUUAAGAGAAGUGAAAUGCCGGAACCGCGCUGCUCGAUUGGCGCCGCAGGAUCUGACAGAUCCCGCGACGGAUGAGAUUCCGCCGUAUCGUUCAAUGCAGCUGGUACAUCAUCUCAGGUUACAUUACGCAACAGAUGCGGAUCAUGCUGCGGUUGCAAAGCCUUUCAAAACAUAUUGGUUGACGUGCUAUUUGCUCGUGCCAUUGGUUCUGAAGCUUAUAGCCCUGUUUGUACGAGUCCGUCGAGAUUCGAUCCUCGACGACAAAGAGAACACUGAGGGCCAUCCAGAAUCCGAAGACGAGCUGUACGAGAUUGAGGAUCCGACACACGGCUUUGCCAUAAUUCAAGGGCCCCCGAGCGUGGUCCUACAGUUCUUCAGGCAUUAUGGGCAUCCAACAAGGGACAGCGGAGCAGCCGGUCGUAGAAAUCGGGCGAGGGAGCUCCUGUCAAUGAUCCUCAUUUACCUCUUCGUACUUUAUUUCCCCGCGGGGUUGAUCAGCUCUUUAUGGAUGCCGAGCAAUGUGCAGCUUCUGUGGCUUAGCUUUCAGGUCUAUUCAAUUUUGGCGAUGCACGUUGUUCGGAUUGUUGGCUGGGACCAGUGUGGCAGGACCGAGGCGCGAGUCGCGAGGCAUUUGGAGCAGAGGAGACGUGUCUGGCUGCGGCGUCCGGAUGGGUUGGGAAUAGUUGCUUGGCUGGAGACGAUAGAUGUUCCCAAUGUCGACAGUGCGAAGCGAGAGGUGGAUGCAAUCGUUCGAGACCAUUUUCGGAAUCGACAAGCACCCUGGGGUCGCCUGCAGCAGUUGAUGGAGAACAUACGGCGAACCUCGUUGGGUAUGAGCAUUAAGAAUGGGCCUCAAACUAUCGAGCUUGGGCGCAACUUGGGCCAAAACUGGUUCAAAUCUGUCAAAACCUGA
Molecule: messenger RNA, 1269 nt
Organism: Ilyonectria robusta
Lineage: Eukaryota; Fungi; Ascomycota; Sordariomycetes; Hypocreales; Nectriaceae
Exons: 3
Coding region: 1-1269 (422 amino acids)
Source: RefSeq, a predicted model, not a curated record